Helianthus annuus (common sunflower) is the source of this 790-nucleotide messenger RNA. RefSeq lists its product as uncharacterized. Bases 177 to 590 code for a protein of 137 amino acids. The transcript is spliced from 4 exons. Lineage: Eukaryota; Viridiplantae; Streptophyta; Magnoliopsida; Asterales; Asteraceae. The record is from RefSeq and is a predicted model, not a curated record.
AUGGGCUAUUUGAUUCAAAGGUUGCGCAUCUGGUUGAUGAGUCAGAUGUUAAAAAUGUUCCUGAAGAUCAUUAUGUAAAAAUAAUUGAUGAUGUUAACGAUCCUCAACUUCAGUCUAAAGAUUUUUCUGUUCGUGACAUUCCUGCCUCUUCAAGUGUUGUAUCUAAUGUUGAAAAGAUGCACAAUCUUCAUGGCAAGACAAUUGUAGAGGAUAACCAAGCUGUUGAUAGACCGUGUAAAGUUCAAAAGGUUCAUUUAGUAUCAUCCACUUCAGAAUCAGUCUUACACUUCACCACACAUGCUGAAGACAAGCUUCAUCUGCCAUCAGAUGUAUCUUCUGCGUUGGAUCUGCAUACUGAUAAUCCUAAGCCUGUCAAGAUCCAGAAUCUUAAAUGUGAAGUCCAGGAACUGUUUACAACAUCUCAAAAAACCAAUACUGGAUUCAACUACGCUACUGUUAGAUGGUCUUCUUAUCUGAGAUCUUGCAAUAUUGCUUUUGGUGAUGAACUUUCGUUAGAAUUUCAUAAGUCUACUCAAUUGCUGAAGUUAACAAAAGUUGUGCAUUUCGUGACAAAGAUAAAGUCCUCUUAGUUUGUCUUGCGUUGAUUGAAGAUUUAUAGACAACGUUUCAUGUCAUGAUUGUUUGUCGUUGUACAUUUGGUUCGUCGGUGGUACUAAUUUUGCUUCUUAGACAUGUUCUAUAUGUAGUUAUGUCUAUAAACAGGUUUCAUUGUCAAUGGGUAGGUACACCUUUUUUUUUAAUAGGACAAUGGAAAUACUCAUAUGUAUCU